AUGUCUCUUGCAUGUCGAUUGCUCAACCUCACAAACUGCGGUAAUGAAGAAUCGGUCUUUCGAAAAUACGAUCUUUCCAACGAGGAAACGGUGUAUUCCGCAUUGGUGAGUCAGCAUCAUAGAGAUACGGAAAACGGCAGUACAGACGUAUCUAAGGAUAGAGAUGCGACGGUGAAUACUCUGAGUGCUCUUUUUUUGGACGAACAUGGAGUUUCCAAGAGGAUUGAUAGUGGUAAUAAAAUGGUUGAUGCACUUAAAUUGACGAUGCUAUUAGAGAGAGCAUUGGCAGAUAACCAUAAUAAAGCUGAGAUCUUGAAUCUGAGUGAGAUUACUAUGAUCAAGACACGGGUGGAACAACUUGGUAAAAUUCGGGCUGAAAAAUUGAAGGAGAUCAAUGAUGAAACGUUGAGUGAAGUGGAUGAACAAAUCCAACGAUAUGAGACCAAAUUACAGAAUCACCUGGUCGGUUUGGCGAAGUUUGGAUAUUUUAAGGACUUUUUAAUUUCAUCAGAGGAUUCUAUCAGGCAGAAUAUUGAAACGGUGGGAUCGAAAGCUGAAGAUAGGCUUGAGAAAUCCCUGGAAGAUCUUGUGUCCAGUGUAAUAUCUCUUAGUAUUCAGCAUGGAGUGGCACUUCCUGAGCCUGAUCUUGAGAGAAUGAAGGAUUUUAUUGGUCGUAUUGAAUGGUGUCGAGAGUGCAUAGAUAAGUUAGUGAGCGGUAUAGCUGGGGAGCCAAUUAAGGUGCAUAAUAAAGUGAUGGCGAGAUCAAAUUCUGCAGCAACUCAUUCUCCUGUUGCAGCAUCCAACUCGUCAUCAAAAAUAGAACUGAAAAGAGCACUCAAUGACCUUCAAUUCGCACACGUUUAUCUUACCAGACAGUACGAAGAUGAACGCAGUAGAUACAAUAAAUCGCUUAACCAACUUCGUCUCAAGCUAAGUCAAUCACAAGAGCUUCUUUCAUGCUCGAAUGAACAACUUACCAAUCAGACUCAGCAGUCUCUAAAGCUUGAAAUGAAGCUUAACGAUGCAUUAAAUGAGUUACGUGAAAAGAAAAAGAUUCUACAUGCCAAAAGUCUCGAGAUUAAUAUGCUGAAGGUGGACAAAAUUGGAGAAAGAUCAACAAGUAGUACGAACAAUGGAGACGAGAACUCGUCAAAUGCCUGUCCAUCAAAAGACAAUUCUACUGUAAGUGCACCAAUACUAAGGAUGCAGUUUAAGAAUUUGGUUCAACAGAUGAAUGAAGAUUUUGAAAAGGAAUUGGAAAAAGAGCGUGUGGAGAGAAAAAGAUUAGAAGAACUCGUCAAACUUUAUGAAAAGGGCUCUACAGGCCGUCGUAACACUUCUGCGUCUGCUUCUGGUUCACUUCUCACUCCCGCUUCUUCUUCACCAACUGUCUAA
This is a messenger RNA of Brettanomyces nanus, 1395 nucleotides long. RefSeq lists its product as uncharacterized. The record is from RefSeq and is a predicted model, not a curated record. The transcript has a single exon. The coding region runs from base 1 to 1395 and encodes 464 amino acids. NCBI's taxonomy places the organism in Eukaryota, Fungi, Ascomycota, Pichiomycetes, Pichiales, Pichiaceae.